CACUCAAACCCUCAUCGAGAUAAGACGUGUUACUUCUGGGUUUCUGCGGUGCCCAAAAAGCAUUACAAAAACUCUUAUCAAUUAGAUCAGACAAACAAACAAGUGCACACAACAGAAUACGAAAAUAAAUAACAACUGCAAGAGUCACAAACCAAAGCGCGGGGCCUAAGCCCGAGAAAAACAACAACAAUGCUCAAGCCGCCCGACAUAAACACAACAACAAAAUCAAUCUACACCAAAUAUCAAAACCUAAACAAUCCAAAAUACAUUGUAAUUAACAGAAAAGACAAUAAAUCCUUUGAAAAUGUAUCCCCGUUUCUAAUUAAAAAAACAAUAGACUACACAUGUGGAGGAGAAGUCGACUUAUGCAAAAAAACUCGCGCCGGCACCUUACUAAUCAAAACAAAAAAUACCUUACCAACAAUGAAAUUACUAAAAAUAAAAAAUAUGGCCGAUAUCGAAGUUGAAGCCGCUGAACACAAGGCACUAAAUUUUUCUAAGGGAGAAAUCUACUGCAACGAAUUACGAAACAUAGAGGAAGCAGAAAUACUAGAUGAGCUUAAACCUCAAAGCGUAACCGAAGUGCGAAAAAUAUUUAAAAAGCAAGACCAAGGCAUGACUGAAACGGGACUAAUCGUUACAUUUGCCACACACAACCUUCCAGAAGCAAUAAAAAUUGGAUAUGAAAGCACAAGAGUUCGCCCGUACAUUCCUCUACCUCUGAGAUGCAGAAAAUGCCUACGAUUUGGACAUCCAACACUGAUCUGCAAAAGUACAGAAGAUACAUACAAAAACUGCUCUCAAACUACACACACCACUGAAAAUGAGACAUGCACCAACGAGAAGUGCUGCCUAAACUGCAUAAACAACUCCGAAGUCGACCCCAAACACAGCCCACUUGACCGCAAUUGUCCAACAUUCUUAAAACAACAAGAACUGGUAGCAAUCAAAACUACAGAGAAAGUGGACCACAAAACAGUUUUAUCAAUUUACCACUCUCGCCAUAACCCGCAACUUAGCAACAGCUACGCAUCAACAUUGACCAAAGCUGCAACAAAUCAAGACGCUCACUCAACAAUACCAAAAACAAAUACAGUUACGACAACAUCAACACCGACCCAUUCCAAAAAACUAUCAUCAGCCCAGCAAACGAACACCACGCCCCAACCCAUAUCUUACCACGACCUAUUAUCAGAGCACCCAAGGACCUCAAGGAUAAGCACGUAGACGACCUCGCCAACUCACAAAAACUAGCAAGCGAAAAAACAAACGACCUAAAAUUAAGAAUAUUCCCUAAAGAAAAAAAUAAUACCCUUUCAACAAACCUCAAACCCACAAAAUCCAACCUAACAAGUGCAAAAACCUCAAAAAAAGCAAAACACAAAGACAACAACGACAGCGACAGUAUUUAACACUUCA
Drosophila navojoa is the source of this 1419-nucleotide messenger RNA. RefSeq lists its product as uncharacterized. NCBI's taxonomy places the organism in Eukaryota, Metazoa, Arthropoda, Insecta, Diptera, Drosophilidae. The record is from RefSeq and is a predicted model, not a curated record.